Messenger RNA from Blumeria graminis f. sp. triticale, 255 nucleotides. The record is from the annotation of a GenBank genome assembly. Lineage: Eukaryota; Fungi; Ascomycota; Leotiomycetes; Helotiales; Erysiphaceae.
UUGACAGAAAUACUAUUUUCAACAACCUCCGCAACAGAUAGAAGGAACCAGGAAGCUAUCCUGAAAUCUCAAAACAUUGCCUGUAUCCUUGAUGAUGAUGCAGUUGAUGCAGAAUAUCUCCCACAAAAUUUCCUGAAACCCUUCUGUGGAUUUAUCCUGGACUUUACAAGCGUUGCUCGCCGCCAUGUCGACAGUCACGUUAGAGGCUCAACACGCUCUUACAACCCAUACUCAGGGCCAAAGCAGCUUCAGUAG